Mucor velutinosus is the source of this 1494-nucleotide messenger RNA. RefSeq lists its product as uncharacterized. Bases 1 to 1494 code for a protein of 497 amino acids. Gene Ontology annotation, biological process: regulation of DNA-templated transcription. Lineage: Eukaryota; Fungi; Mucoromycota; Mucoromycetes; Mucorales; Mucoraceae. The transcript is spliced from 4 exons. The record is from RefSeq and is a predicted model, not a curated record. Gene Ontology annotation, molecular function: DNA-binding transcription factor activity, RNA polymerase II-specific; zinc ion binding.
AUGAUGAAUUAUCACAAUAUCACCAGUCAUUCAGGGCCGGUUCCAUUGCCCUCAUUGAUGUAUGUUGAUUGUCCUCCUAUGCCCCCUCCGCAGCAGCAGCAGCAGCAGCAGCAGCAGCAGCAACAAGAUGUACAUCAUCCACAAACAAAGAAACGACCGAACAAAGUGCAUGUGUCGGCUGCAUGUAUUAACUGUAAAAAGGCACAUUUAGCGUGUGAUGUUUCAAGACCUUGCAAUCGCUGUGUUACUACAGAUAAAGCAGACACAUGUCGUGAUAUCCAACAUAAAAAGAGAGGUCGGCCAAAGAUGAUGAGAGAUGCAAACAAUAACAAGAUCCGGCCUGUAUCCUCCACUGUUACUACACCAGCUGCUGUCACUCAAAACAUGAGCAAUAAUCGCAUGAUGCCCGGCAUCAAUGUUGAUGUCUUUCCAAUGGUUUCUGCAGCAACAUCGAAUGAUAUGAUGACAGUAUUUCUGUCGAUGGAUUUAUGUUGUGCCCGAAUAUCUGACAAGUCGUUGGAGUAUCUGGAGUUGUAUCCUCAAGAAUUUGGACACCGUUCACUGUAUGACUUUUUGGUGCCUGGUGAAAAUCAGUCCAGUCUAUCCAAGUUGCAUCGCUGCUUGCUGGAUAACGCAGUACAGCAUCAACAGACAAGGUUACCUCACAAUCUCUUGAGGUCCUCUAGUGAAAAGUUCUUUUCCUCAUCACUUGACAGCUUGCUCAACAUUGCCAAUGGCUCUUUGACACUCAAGCAGAAGUUGAAAUUUAGAAAGGGCCGUAGUGAUUCAGAUGCUGAUUAUGAGGAGAUGAAUUGCAGGUUCUAUCUGGGGGGCGCGUUUGGCGCUGAUCUGUUUGAUGAAUCCACGUUUGAUCAACUCUAUAUUGUGUGCAUUGCGUCACCCAUUGUCAGCGCCAUGAACAUCAACGAUGUGAUUCAUUUGCCUCCACUCAUGAUGAAUAGCAACAACGACUCAUGCUCGACUGUAUCCUCUCCAGUAUCACCACCUCCUGUGACAGCAACAGCAACAGCAACAGCAACUAUAUUGGCGUCGUCACCAUCGCCAGCUGAACAAUCAAAGCCAAACAAUGAAAGCGAGCAAGAUGACGAUAUGAAUGAUGGUGGUGAUGCUAAUAAUAGCGAAUGCAGUACCCCAACAGCUACUGUGAGUAGCAGUGGACAUACCCAGAACAGCAGUAAUACAAUUCAGCUACCUCUCCUCUCGUCUAAUCAUCAUCAUCAACAACAACAGCAACCGACUUUUGACAAUGACAAUAGUAAAUCUGUAUUGGACAGAUUUCGCUACAAUACCAAGACACCAACACAGCAAUUUAUCCAUCCCAACGAACUUUAUUACUUGCAAACCACAUCCAGUAGACUCUCAUCAGAAGCCAUGGCUCAUACAGCCUAUCCCUACUUGUCUAAAACGCCUGCCUCUGCUGCUACUGUUGGUAGCGGCCCACUUGCUACCUAUAAUAAUCAGUUCAAAAAAUAA